Molecule: messenger RNA, 2976 nt
Organism: Penicillium vulpinum
Lineage: Eukaryota; Fungi; Ascomycota; Eurotiomycetes; Eurotiales; Aspergillaceae
Exons: 1
Coding region: 1-2976 (991 amino acids)
Source: RefSeq, a predicted model, not a curated record
AUGACCCGACUGCUUACUCUGAAUACGCAGAACAUGAAAAUCCCAUCUUACUUCCGGAGGAAUAAGAAUAAGCAAAAAGUGAAGAACCGGAGCUCAGCAGAUGACCAUGGCUCAAUAGGUCCUAAGGAGAUUUUACAGAAAGCGCCGAAAAUAGGAAGAGCGGAAAUUUCAGAAGACAACAAUACUACCAAAAGCGAAUUUGUGCUAUCAAGUGCGACGAUUCCGACGGAAUCUCCAAAAUCAGAGGUCGCGGACUCGGAGCAUUAUUGGCGAUCCCCGCUGCAGGCUGGUAAUGAGACGUCACACGUUCUAUGGAAUCGUGCAUACGAGAAUUUAAAGUGUUCGGAGACCACUGCAGAGCUUGUCGAUGUGUACGAAAAGAUUCUUACGGCUUCACUUCAACAUGGGACAUCGAGCAACUCCGGUACAGCGGUCUCUGGCGGUCAACCUGACCUGGCACUGGAAAUCACUCUGACAAACAAUGCUCCUAAUAUCUUUGCCUGCGAUGAGAGCCAGCGUAUGGUCCACAUGAGAAGAGUGACUCAGCUGGCUCUGACUAGAGCCGAGAGAAAUGCCAAUGUAAAUCUUGCGGUCUCCGAGGCCCUUCGAGUCAUCACAGCUAUCCAGGGUGUCGUUGGUACGAUGCUAUCUGCCUAUUCCCCGGCGUCUCUGGCGUGGUCAGGAAUUUGCGUCAUUUUGCCAGUGAUUGCCAGUCCAUCUGUUCAAAGCAUGGCAUUAAAAGAUGGUCUACAUUUUGUCACUGAGAAGCUAGGGUGGUAUCUUGCGAUAUCGGAGUGUUCUUUCAAGGAAAUUUUGCCUGCAUCUCCUGCUGAGUUGUUACAUCUUCAAAAUUUGACAGAAUCCAAGAUCCUUGACCUUAUUCAGUCAUUCUUGGAAUUUGAAAUGAAGAGUGUGUGUUUUCAUUUCGGAAACCAUGCCCUCGUAAGAGCUCUGAAGGCGAUUCUAGCCAUCGACGAUUGGAAAGCACGGAUAGGGUACCUCAAGGGGCUCGAAUCUGAGAUAAAAGACUGCAUGUCUCAAUUUUACGAUGCAUCCAACACCUUACGCCUGGUCAAGAUGAGCGAAAACACCUCCCAGAUAUCGAUGAUCCUCCGAGAACUAGAUCUCAUGAGGCAGCUCCAACUCGACGGAAAUCGGAGACUGACUGAGUCCCAAAGACUGGAGCUCGUGUCCAAAUUCAGCACCAAAACCACAUGUCCGUAUGUGGAGAGAAUGAAAUCCGUCCCAAAACGAGUUGAAGGGACUUGUAACUGGUUUCGGGCUCACGACAGAUAUAACGCUUGGAUCAAGUCUGCGUAUGGUGGACUUUUGCUUCUUUCAGCAGAUCCUGGCUGUGGAAAGUCUGUUCUUUCCAGAUUUCUAAUUGAGGAUGUAAUCCCAGAAAGAAGGCCCGAUGAUAUACUAUGCUACUUCUUUUUCAAGGACAGUCCAGACCAAAACAAUAUCUGUGCGGCUCUCAGCGCGCUCAUACACCAGAUAUUAUCACGGUACCCCGAAUUUUCAGACCUUGUUCAGACAGAAAUAUCUUCAAAUGGAACCGCAUUGACGUCCAAAGAAUCGACACUCUGGAACAUUUUCAAGAGAAUCAUUGAUCGCAAAACCCUGAGGAUGAAUGUCACAUUUGUCCUGGAUGCACUGGAUGAGUGUCAAAGAUCCGAUCGGAUAACGCUGGUGGACCGUAUCAAGGAUUUGAUUGACGACAACAGCAAUGUGGCACAGAAUCGGACUGAGCCCACAACUCGAAAGAUAAGAUUCCUCAUUACCACACGUGGGUACCCGGAUAUAAUUGCUCUUUUCAACAAUUUCUCUCAAGGCUUGAUACACUUGGCUGGAGAAAACAAGAAAGAAGUCGAUGAGAUCCAGGCUGAGAUAUCCAUGGUUGUUGACUUCAGGUUGAACCAGCUGGCCAUGGGUAAGAAUCUCCGUGAGGAUCGCAAGAAGAUGCUCCGGAAGCGAUUGAUCGAAAAGGGAGGGGAGCAAAGAACUUAUCUCUGGGUUCGACUUGUAUUCGAAGUUCUGGAAGCCAAUCUCAGAGAUCAGCAAUUUGUUUGGAACCGUCUUGUUAAUACGGUUCCACAGAGUGCUCAUUCUGCCUAUGAAAAGCUCCUUGCCAGAGUUAGGCAAGACGAAAGGGACCGCGUGGAAAUGUUGUUCAAAAUGAUGAUUGUUGCGCUCCGGCCCCUUUCAGUGCAGACUGCAGCUCUUUUAUUGGAUGUCAGAGACUUUGUAGACAAUGAGAACGAAUUUCUCAACUCUUAUGGGAUUGAAUCUGGGGAGAAAAUUGACCUGGAGUCAACAGAGAGUUUUAAAGCAUGGAUUAUUGGCACAUGCGGCAUAUUCGUGACUAUCUAUGAUGAAAACCUCUUUUUCCUCCAUCAAACUGCCAAAGAGUUCCUCUUGGCUCCCGGUGACGUGGCAAGACGGGACUCUCAUGAGUUUCGGCAUAGCAUUACCGAGCGAGAGGCUCAUAAGGUCAUGGCGGAGAAUUGUCUGCUUCUUUGGAAGUAUGGAAGAUUUGCUGGCAAUGAGGAGUCCCAUCGCUACUGCCUAACAUACACGGCCCACCACUUCUGUGAAGCCCAAAGCUUUACGGGAAACGGCGAUUGUGCAGUCCAAGAUAUUGACGAUCGCUUCUGGGAUAUUUAUGCUAACAGUUGGAACGAUCUGGAAUUUAUUCGAAAUCAAUCUGUUAGCUCUUUCUUACGACAACAUGACCGAUAUGUGCUUGAUUCAGACGACACGGAGCAGAUAAAACUAGCCUGUAUGGCAACAUUUGGUCACUACCGGCUGCUUGAUCAAACGCUUCAAAAUUCCAGAGUGAGUGGACGCAUAUUGGAUCCUCUAGAUACUCCUUGGAUGCUCCCGGAUACAGUUGCAGCGACUCAUUGCGCUAAUCUGCUCCUGAACUAUCUUCCCCAACGGCCUCCGCUACUCUUCACACAGUAUGACACUUAG